AUGGUGUACGUUCGACUCCACUUGAUAGUCAGAGAUAUUUUGUCGUCUCUUGGUCUUUGGAAUAAACACGGUAAACUGUUGUUUUUGGGUCUAGACAAUGCAGGUAAAACUACGUUGCUUCACAUGUUGAAAAAUGACAGACUGGCCACUUUACAACCUACUUGGCACCCUACUUCCGAGGAAUUGGCCAUUGGAAACAUCAAAUUCACCACUUUCGAUCUUGGUGGCCAUAUCCAAGCCCGUCGUUUGUGGAAGGACUACUUCCCUGAGGUGAACGGCAUUGUCUUCUUGGUGGACGCGGCAGACCCCGAAAGACUCAACGAAGCGCGCGUAGAGCUGGACGCUUUGUUCAAUAUCGCAGAACUCAAAGACGUUCCUUUCGUGGUUCUGGGCAACAAGAUUGACUCGCCAAACGCCGUCUCUGAGACUGAAUUGAGAUCGGCUUUGGGCCUAUUGAACACCACUGGUGGUGCCAGGAUUGAGGGCCAAAGACCUGUGGAAGUGUUUAUGUGCUCUGUGGUGAUGAAGAACGGAUAUUUGGAAGCCUUCCAAUGGCUAUCUCAGUACAUUUAG
Lachancea sp. 'fantastica' is the source of this 573-nucleotide messenger RNA. The record is from the annotation of a GenBank genome assembly. NCBI's taxonomy places the organism in Eukaryota, Fungi, Ascomycota, Saccharomycetes, Saccharomycetales, Saccharomycetaceae.